CACGAUCCAUCCAACAGAGAACAGAACAGAACAGAACCUAUCCACUGACACCGAUUCGAGCCAAACGCAGUCUAGUUCGCAACAAAAGAAAAAUACCAUGCCAGAGAUCAAUCUCGAGACCACCGUCGGGGGCAUCCCGCUCUCUACCUGCGUUUACAAUGCAUCCGGUCCGCGAACGGGGGCUUCCGCCGCGCUGGCCAAGAUCGCCGCCUCUUCGGCUGGUGCCAUCCUGACCAAAUCCGCCACCGUUGAGAAGCAGAACGGAAACCCGCAGCCCCGCAUCUGGCACUCGGGGGACGAUCUCGCGUCCAUGAACUCCGAGGGGUUGCCGAACAGCGGAAUCGACUACUAUCUGUCCAAAACCACCAUCGACGAAACCAUGGAGGGGUGCGGUGGUGCCGCAAAGCCCUACCUGGUGUCGAUUUCUGGUAAAACCCUGGCCGACAAUCUUGUCAUGCUGGACCGGAUAGCGAAGACCAUGGAGGAAGAAAAGAGAAUCGUAGGUGUCGAACUGAAUCUCGCCUGCCCGAACGUGAUCGGCAAGCCGAUCAUUGCGUACGAUUUUGACCAGAUGAGGGACAUCCUCGAGACGAUUUCCAAGAAGAACUACGGUUUCGUGCUGGGUUUGAAACUCCCGCCCUACCUGGACGGCAAGCACCUGCAGCAGGCGGCCGCGAUCAUCAACGAGUACUCGGGAAUGGUCAAGUACGUGGUGAGCAUCAACACCAUCGGCAACGCCCUCAGCGUCGACCCGAUCUCCGAGGCUCCCUACAUUGCCUCCAACAACGGCCUGGCCGGCCUGAGCGGGCCCGCCGCAAAGUUCACGGCCCUCGCGAACGUUCGCCAGAUGCGCCAGCAGCUCGACAGCGGGAUCGACGUGGUCGGAGUGGGCGGGAUCACCACCGGCCGGGACGCCUUUGAGUUUUUGCUGUGCGGUGCCUCGGCCGUCCAGGUGGGCACCUGCCACUGGAAGGAGGGCCCGAAGUGCUUCGACCGAAUCGUGGGCGAGCUGCGGGAGCUCCUGGCGGAAAAGGGGUACGCGAGCGCCAGGGACUGCAUGGGCAAGCUCCGGCCCUGGUCCAAGGAGGGCGCUGCCAAGACGCGGGCCGCCAAGCGGGCCGCGAAGAGCCUGGAGGCGGCCGGGGGGUCCUCCACGGCCACCGCCACGGCCGGAAACACCCACCAGAUCGUGCAGGUCGUUCUGGUGCUCGCCGUCGCGGUGUUGCUGGCCGACAAGCUCGGAACGAUCAAUUUGUAGCGGCGCGGGUGGGCCUUGUUCUCCUCGAGCAAUUUCGAAACCAAUCUACUUUUAAUUUUUU
Pseudo-nitzschia multistriata is the source of this 1319-nucleotide messenger RNA. The record is from the annotation of a GenBank genome assembly. NCBI's taxonomy places the organism in Eukaryota, Bacillariophyta, Bacillariophyceae, Bacillariales, Bacillariaceae.